Molecule: messenger RNA, 96 nt
Organism: Arabidopsis thaliana (thale cress)
Lineage: Eukaryota; Viridiplantae; Streptophyta; Magnoliopsida; Brassicales; Brassicaceae
Exons: 1
Coding region: 1-96 (31 amino acids)
Source: RefSeq, marked reviewed
AUGCUUUUGUUAACAGACAUACCUCUCUGGUCUCUUUCACCUGUUGACUGCUACAAGAACCAAAAACGGUGCCGUGUCAUGGCUGUGGUCGAUUGA